Messenger RNA from Candidula unifasciata, 353 nucleotides. NCBI's taxonomy places the organism in Eukaryota, Metazoa, Mollusca, Gastropoda, Stylommatophora, Geomitridae. The record is from the annotation of a GenBank genome assembly.
GUUUAAAACCGAUGAAUGGUUUCAGUUACCUCCCAUUCCUGAAGACAUGGGACUCGGAAGUUCUGCUUGUUCUUAUGCAGACGACAUUUUCGUGGCGGGCGGUAAAAACACAAUGACAGCCUUGUACCAGUUUGAAACGCACAAAAACUCCUGGCUCAAGUUGUCUCCAAUGAAUGUGGGAAGAAGGAACCAUGUCAACGUCGCUGUUGGCCACUGUUUGUAUGUCCUGGGAGGACUCAACAACGAGGUGACAACACUCAACAGCGUAGAAUGCUACGACAUAGACAAGGCUGUGUGGACAGAUGUUGGCUUCCUCCAUAAAGCUGUCCGGUCUAGUGGAUCAGCCGUCAUUG